AUGCUAGAAAAGAGAAAUGGUGACAAGCAGUGGAAACCGGCGCGGACAGCGUCCGGGAAGGCGGGAGCAGCAAAUGGAUUUCUCAUGGAAGUGUGCGUAGAUUCAGUGGAGUCAGCUAUGAAUGCAGAAAGAGGAGGUGCUGGUCGGAUUGAAUUAUGUUGUGGUUUAUUUGAGGGAGGAACCACGCCUAGCAUGGACCCUGGUAUCCUGCAAAUAGUGAAGCAAAGUGUCGAGAUUCCAGUGUUUGGGAUGAUUCGGCCAUGUGGAGCGGAUUUUUUAUAUUCAGGUCGUGAAGUUGAGGUGAUGAAGGCUGACAUUCGGCUUGCCAAACUUUAUGGUGCUGAUGGUUUGGUUUUGGGGGCAUUGACUGAAGAUGGACACAUUGACAAAGAGCUGUGCAUGCCCCUUGUAGCUCUUUGCCGUCCUCUGCCAAUCACUUUCCACCGAGCCUCUGACAUGGUUCAUGAUCCAAUGGAAGCUCUAGAGACCCUUUUAACCUUGGGAUUUGAACCUGUAUUGACCAGUGGGUGUGAGAGUUCAGCACUUGAAGGACUACCUUUGGUAAAGCAACUCGUAGAUGAGGCAAAGGGCAGGAUUGUGGUAAUGCCAGGUGAUGGCAUAACAGAUAGAAACCUGCAAAGGAUCCUUGAGGGUUCUGGCACUACCGAAUUCCACUGUUCUGCUCGGUCUUCUAGAGACUCAGGAAUGAAAUUUCGAAAUUUCGCUGUUGCAAUGGGAGCUUCUCUUGCUAAUUCAGAAUAUUCUCUAAAGGUAACAGAUGCAACCAAAGUAAGGACUUUGAACGUGAUUGAAAAGAAUAUCCUGGUUUAGUAAAACCUCA
Jaculus jaculus (lesser Egyptian jerboa) is the source of this 841-nucleotide messenger RNA. Its product is annotated as copper homeostasis protein cutC homolog. The transcript has 3 exons. NCBI's taxonomy places the organism in Eukaryota, Metazoa, Chordata, Mammalia, Rodentia, Dipodidae. The record is from RefSeq and is a predicted model, not a curated record. Bases 1 to 831 code for a protein of 276 amino acids. Gene Ontology annotation, molecular function: copper ion binding.